AUGACGGUUUUGAACGGGCAUGUGGUCGUGUGCCUUUUUGCUGACCGUGAUUCACCCUUAAUUGGCUUACGAAAUUUUAUUAUGCCUCUACGGGCCUCUAAUUUCCACUAUCAUGAGCUGAAACACGUGGUGAUCGUUGGUGAUUUGGAUUAUCUGCGGAAAGAAUGGAAAACGCUUUACAAUCUGCCGAAAGAUCUCCAUUUUAAACGGGAUAAUCUCUCACGCCAUAGAAGAGUGGCUGUUUUUGUUGGACGUCGCCACGUGAAGGUGGAUCGCCUUUGUCGCGAGCGGAUUUACGAGCGGUUAAUAUUAAUCUCUGUGAUAUGUGUGAUCAUAUCGGCUCGAGUGCCGAACACUGAGGACACAACGCUUGCCGAUAAGGAGGCGAUUUUAGCAUCGCUGAAUAUCAAGGCCAUGCAGAAUAUUCGCGGCAUAUUUCAGUUCGAUGAUACGCUUGGAUUCUUUCCGCUACGUGGUGGUGAUCGUAGUCCGUUGGGAAGUCCAAUCAGUAUGCAGAAGAAAGGAGCAAGAUUUGGCACAAACGUUCCUAUGAUCACUGAACUAGUUAACGACUCAAACGUGCAGUUUCUUGACCAAGACGACGAUGACGAUCCAGACACAGAGCUCUACUUGACACAACCGUUCGCCUGUGGCACGGCGUUCGCAAUUUCUGUUCUUGAUUCACUAAUGAGCACCGUAAACAUCAUUUCAAAAACGAUUAUCGGCUUGACGUUGAUCCGACCCUGGUUGACGGGCGGUGCCAAUCACCCGGAGAGUUGGAUGUAUCGAUACCUCGCCGAAGGAGCUGGUCUUCGAGGCGGUUACAGUACACCGGAAACACUGUCGAACCGUGAUCGAUGCCGAAUUGCUCAGAUCGCUCUACAUUCCGAAACGCCUUUACGAGGACCUUGGGUUGCCGAUAAUUUCCAAUCAUCCUAUUUCGCUUUGCUUUUCAUAAAUUGUAGCAUUUCAUCACAACAACUUACGGCCAGAUACAUCACAACGUCGUUGAAAAAAGUGUACGUGUUAGAGCAGUUCGAUCCAGGCCUUGAAUAUCGAGCCAGGAAAACGGCAGUUUUGAUAUUCCCAAACCUGGUUACGGAUACAGUUUGCUCAAGAAGAAGUCUUGGUCCUCCACUGGACCACGUUCCUCUCGUUUGGGAGGAUUUCCCAUCAGUAUUUGCCUCGAACAUGUGA
Molecule: messenger RNA, 1197 nt
Organism: Ostertagia ostertagi
Lineage: Eukaryota; Metazoa; Nematoda; Chromadorea; Rhabditida; Trichostrongylidae
Source: the annotation of a GenBank genome assembly